This is a messenger RNA of Penicillium olsonii, 885 nucleotides long. The record is from the annotation of a GenBank genome assembly. Lineage: Eukaryota; Fungi; Ascomycota; Eurotiomycetes; Eurotiales; Aspergillaceae.
AUGGCAGGAAACCCCGUCUCCAGUAAUGGUCUCUUCGUUCGCAACAACACCAUUGCCCCAGAGCACCCCAGUUUGAUGAGCAUGUUCUCCCUGAAGGGAAAGACUGCUAUUGUGACUGGGGCUGGCGCUGGAAUCGGGCUAGCCGUUGCUCACGGUCUGGCAGAGGCCGGUGCCAACGUGGCAAUGUGGUACAGAAGCAAUGCAAAAUGCCCUGAACGAGCGACUGAGAUUGCAAAGAAGUACGGCGUUGAGACCAAGGCUUACCAAGUCGAGGUCACCGACGCAAAGGCCGUCGAGAAAGCCGUGAACGACGUCGUUAUGGACUUCAACGGUCGCCUGGACGUGUUCAUUGCCAACGCCGGUGUCCCUUGGACCAAGGGUCCAAUGGUUGAUGGCCCACUUGAACAUUACCGUGAUGCUGUCGGUAUUGAUCUCGACGGCACUUUCUACUGCGCCAAGGCCGCUGCUGAUCACUGGCGCCGUCAAAAAGAAGAGGGCACCGACGCCAAUGGAAACAAACUCACUAAUUUCACAUACGGAAGUUUCGUUGCUACUGCUUCUAUGAGUGGUCAUAUUGUCAAUUUCCCCCAAAUGCAAGCUGCCUACAAUGCUGCAAAGUCCGCUGUGGUCCAUCUUUGCAAGUCUCUGUCGGUUGAAUGGGUUCGCUUUGCCCGUGCCAACACUGUGUCUCCGGGAUACAUCGCCACCGAAAUCUCCAGCUUCGUCCCCGAAGAGACUAAAAACAUCUGGCGUGACAAGAUCCCCAUGGGCCGCGAAGGACAGGCUCAUGAAUUGAAGGGUGCCUAUCUCUAUUUAGCCUCUGAUGCCUCGACUUAUACAACUGGGGCCGAUCUUAUUGUCGACGGUGGCUACUGUGCGCCGUAG